Messenger RNA from Pseudozyma flocculosa PF-1, 1869 nucleotides. RefSeq lists its product as uncharacterized. Bases 1 to 1869 code for a protein of 622 amino acids. The record is from RefSeq and is a predicted model, not a curated record. Lineage: Eukaryota; Fungi; Basidiomycota; Ustilaginomycetes; Ustilaginales; Ustilaginaceae. The transcript has a single exon.
AUGUUUGCGUCGCUCCCUGCUGCGCAAAAGAAGCGGCAGCGACCCUCGGACGGCGGCAGGGGCGCCACCUCGGGCUUCAUCUCGGCGUCCCUGGCCAGUCCAGCCGCCCACGCCGCCUCGUCGUCUCAGAACAGCGUGCCACGGGCCUCGACCAGCGCGGCCAGCUGGGGCGUCGCCCAGCUCUCCGACUCCGAGGGUGAUGCCGACCUCGACGAGCCCGCUUUUGCUCAGCCCGCCUACCCGCACACCGCUCUCUCCUCUGCCGUGCCGGCUGUCGAGCCUCCGCCCUCCAAGAGGCCGCACCUGGACGAGCAGACGUCGGGCCGCUUUGCAAGCAUGCGGCUCGAUACGCACGGCCUCCAUCGUGGGCCCCGACCGUCUCCUGGCGCUCCACCCGCCGCCGCCGCCGCUGCGGACCAUCACCACCCACAUCGACACCAACACCAUUCCACACUGUCGAGGAGGCGCGGCGUAGGCGGCAUAUUUGGCCAGGCCAACCUUCCUCGCGGUCUGUCGUUUGACCCGAUAUCCUCCACGGACGGCGUCCAUCCCCCGGCAUACCUGGCAGCUCCUCCAUCUAGCCCUAUCAAGGCAUCUGCCCAGCUUGCGCCCUUGCCAGACGCCAUAGUGACGGCGCCGCCGACCUCGCCAGAACCCCUACAACGGAACCAGCACCAUGCCGCCGCACCACCCGUCUCGCCCGUCCACUCGCUGCCGCCGCCGGCAAAGGAGCGCGAUGCAUGGCUGCCCCCGCUGACAGUCGAGACCCGCGACGGUGACAUCGAGGACAUGGACAUGCGGAUACGCCGGGAUCCGACGUCGUACGAGAUCGAGCCGGACCGCAUCGUCGUCAACUCGCUCGACGACACGUCGUCUUCCGAGGGCGAGGACGGCGCGGACGACGACGACGACGACGACGACGACGACGACCGCACACGCGCAGAGCACGCGCUCCUCGGCGGCGGCGUGGCUGACGAAGGCCAGGGCCAGGAGGGAGGCGCGGCGGGCGGCUUUGUCGUCAACAAGGAGCUCAUGGACAAGCUCGAGGCGCACCGGAGAGCGGUGCUGACGGGCACCUCGGACCGCGACAACGAGCAGUCGGCGCGCGACGCAAAGUCGGCAUCGUCGCUCGGCGGCGGCGGCGGCCGCACCCGGCGUGGCGGCCGGAGAGCGGGAGGCAGCCUGUUUGGCGGCCUGGGCUCGCUGCUGAGCUCGCGCCGGAGGUCGGCGCAGUCGUCGCAGGCGUCGUCGCCGGGCUACGCCACGCCCAUCACCAACGAGGAGGCCAACGGCGCCCUCGUGCUGUGGAAGGAUCCCGAAGAGGUGCUCCGGGUCGCCGCAGCCUCGGCGUCGGCUGGUUGUGACGGCAGCGAGACGGCGCGCGCGAACGCUGGCUUUCCCGGCAAUGCGAGCGUGGCCCCCGUGCCGUCGUUGUCGUCAUCCUCCGUGCCACAGACGAACGGCCGUGGCGGCGGCGGCGGCGGCUUCUGGUCAGUCCCUGGCGCGACGGCGACCGCCACGGCACCACAGCAGAACCACGGCGGGGGGAUGUCGUUUUCGUUUGGCGAGGCGAGCAGCCCGCUCGCGGCGCAGCAAUCCUCGCUCUCGUCGUCGUACUUUGGACAACCCCGCGACGGCUGGCAGCAUCUGCACUCGUCGACGGCCGAGCAGCAGCAGCAGCAGCAGCAGCAGCAUCGCCCAUCAAUGUUCCCGCCCAUGGGGCAACAAGCGCCACCGCCACCACCACCGCUGCCGCAGCCGCCGUUCGGGCUGAGCGAGGGGCGCUGGCCCGCCUCCCGGGAUGCGGCGCACGAUGCGGAUCCGUCGAGCCACUUUGGAAUGGCCGACGAGAUGGAGCUCGACAGCUAG